AUGGCACCUCCUCCUGCUUCUGCGGCUCGCAAUGACAAGGGCAAAGCCAGGGCUGGCAAAAAUGCGGACCUCUCUUCGUCAACACGCAAAGAGCAGCGAAUAGCGCAGCGUCGGCAAGCCCGUACGAUCCCUACCCAGCCGCAAGCAUCUACCUCUUCCUCGACCUCAUCCACCCUCGCUCCUCAACUGGACGUAGAGCCCUAUCUCCUCUCCCGCCGCUUCGAGAUCGCUGCCCUUCGCAAGGCAAUCAAGACGUCUCGCUCUUCAUCCGCCACUCGAGCGUGGCAGCUUCUCCCUCGUCAUGCACGACGUCGUGCUGCCAGCCAUAAUGUCCUCCGUUUGCCCUCCCGCCUUCGAGCCAAGGGGCUGGCAGAACUGCGCUCCUCUACUACUCUGGCUAAGGCGCGAAGUCAAAUCAGGAAAAGACUUCCAAACCAUCCAAUGGCCAAGGCGGAAGCCCGUAAGCUGGAGCUGAGGGGUCGUGCAGCGCGGCCAGAAGCAAGGUGGUUAGAGACACACCUCUGGCUCGCGAAGCGCUUUCGCAUGAGUAGAGAGGAGUUUGAUGGGGAUAGAUGGGGGUACGUUUUACCUGAAGAGCCCUACAUGAAGGGAGAAAAGACAGAUUGGAGGGCGACCAACGGCGGGUGUGCCAUUUGGGAUGCGAGCUGGGAGCAAUGGGUGCGUGUGGGGGUCAAGCUGCCGAAGAGCGCCAAGGGAAAGGAGAGAGAGAUGGAUGUCGAUGGCGAUUUCGGGGCUGCGAGAGGCACGCUGCAACAGGAGGAAGCUGUUCAGCUGCUGGAAAAGCUGACGAUGGUUGCUCGACUUGUUGCUGGAGGGUCAGCCAGCGGCGAGGCUCUACGCCUCAGCGCAUCGACGUCGCGGAUCACUGCCUUCAGCGCAACGCUCCAUGGCGGCAUCGAGAACACCAAUUCAGAUCGAGCUCUUUGCCCGGCAAAGCUAUACCUCGUGCUGCCGACCAGGUCGGAGCCUGUCGCAAGAUCCAAUGACACGACCCCGACGGCCGGCCCUUCUUCCUCAUCCUCCACCGCACCGGCUCAACCAGCCAAUCCACCCCAAGCGGCUCAAGCACGCCGCCUUCGACGGCUACUGCGGCUCCUUCCUCCACCGCCGCAACAAAGCGAGAUCAACCCAGAUGCAGAGCUGCUCGUGCGCACCCACCCGGCCGCGGUCGACACCCUGCACCGUGCCCUUCAGGCUGCUGUCAUCAGGGUAGCUAAGGAGGCCACAGAGAAGGAGGAGGAGAGAGCCCAUUUCGUGGUGCAGCGUCUUGAAGGCCCGCCAGCAGACAUUGUCGUGGGCGACGAUGCGGCACAGCGGUCACCCAGCCGCAAAGGAGCAACCUCGGCAUCAUCGGGCCUUGACGCGGACCCCUGCUCCUCAAGUGCAAAACUAGCCCAGACCCAUCUCUCUUCUCAUCUGAAGCAUCGCCUAUCCCUCCUCCGCCAGUCAGAGCUGCGCAAUCGCGCGUUCUGCACCUUUGAGCUCUACGGGCCGAAGAGCGGGGAAGUGCUGGGAAGGGUGUUGCAGUUGAGUGCAAAGGGGACGAAUGAGGAGACGAGGAGAAGGUGGGAGGAGAUGACGGCGAAGCCGACAGGCGAUGGCAAGAGGAAGGUUGACGACACUGAGGCGGUCAGACCAAAAGAUAGCUCGGGCGAGGGGAUUGCUUGUCUAAGCGUCAGAGUGCACGACCCAAGGUUGGGGCUGCGACGUGGGCCUACCACGAGAGCUCCCGGUAGAAAAGGCGGCGCUCAGAAGGGAAAGCAAGGGCAGAGCAAGCAAGGACCCGCCGCACUGUCCCCUUCUGCAGCGAAGGAGGCGUCGUCGAACCAAGCAGCACCCGCUACGAGCGCAGGGAAGCGCAAGCUGACCGACUCUGAUCUCUCAGCAGACGCAGAGGGCCCGCCAAGCAAGGCUGCGCGCACCUUGGAAGGCGAGCAGAACGUCCCUCAUACCACCGCCAAGACCGAGGAUCGGUUCGUUCCCACCACUCGCCAUCCGCACCUCCUCACAAACGGCUACCCCUACCCUUCACAGACACAAGGCGACCUAGACUCACGUCGCUCCGCUCUUCUCGCCUCUGGCCUCGCCGCCACCUCCAAGAAGCGAGGUCGUGCCCGAACGACCAACUCGUUGCUCGAACCGACAAGCAAGGACGAUGUGAUCCCUGUCGUGAUCGUACCUAGAGCGGACGGGGUGCAGGGCUUCACCUUGUUGGUGCCGCAAGGCUGGGGAAGACCCUUCUGGCACGCCUUACUGGGCAGUAAGGCCAUUCCUGGCACGGGUAGCGGUGAGGUUAGACCGCUAGGCUUGGGAGGAUGGAGGGCUCUUCAACGGGAGACGGGCAGGGCUAGCUUCCCGGGAGAGUGGCCCUACGCUCCGGCGGUGGCCUCGAAGGGGAGGGGGAAGGAGAAGAGGCAAGGAGGUCAGGCGACAGCAUGGCAACGCUCCGUCUCUUUUGCUGCGGCGAAGCGCGAGGAGGAGUGGGCAAGGAGGCCGAAGGCCAAGAGGAUCAAUUAUGAGAAGCUGGGUGUCAGUUGGCCUUUUGGAGGCGUUGAGAUGUGGAUGAGCUGUGCGCGGACUGGGGAAGGGGUGCUUCGCGAGGAGCUACUAAAGCUUGGCCAGAGCAGCGGCAAGGCGAAGCCCGAUGAGAGAAUCACGACCGAGCGCGCCGACAAGGAUGCUGGACAUGGCCUCCAUUUGCACGGCUCCACGUUGCUAUUACGCGCGCAGAUCUUCUGGUUGCGCCAGCUUCUCGCGACAACCACCGUUGUCCCUCCCUCCGCUCAUCAGCUCCUGCUGGGCCGUGCUCGCUCCCUCCUACUUCACUCCUGCUCCUCCUCGACCUCAGCCGCAAGCUCAAGUAAGCCCACCAAGCGCGAUACUUCCCACGCCCUCGUUCUUGUCAACCUCGAGACACUACCAGGCACAGGUGGCGCUCUCAGUGAAGGCGACGAGUUGCAUCUUCUUCCCUACGCGGGGGCGAUGCAAGGUAGCAACGGGAAGGCGAUGAGGGGAAAAAGACAGCCCAUCGGCGCCCUCACCAGCGGUCGCUUCUCCCUCACGCGGGGUAGGAGCACGGGCAUGGCUCUUUGCAGCGCAAGUGCGUGGGUGUGGGCAGUUGCUUCCUCUCACAGCUCAGCUGGGCAAACCAGCAGGGCUACUCCUUUCGCGACAGAGGUAGGAAAGGGAGAGGGUGAGGGAGACGAAACUGAUGUCCCUGCGGAGAAGAAGCGCCUCAAGAAGAUGAGGGGACUCAUCGGCCUCGCGGAGCAAGGCCUCAAUUCAAUCUGGCAGGACACUGUGGACUCUGAGGGGAGCAACGGCGUCGAGCAGUGGGAGUCGGCCCGCCUCAUCGUUCGUAGCAUUUCGGGUGGGACGGAGAGGGAGGUUGUUGCAAGGUUGGUGAGAGUGUAG
This is a messenger RNA of Jaminaea rosea, 3435 nucleotides long. RefSeq names its product POP1-domain-containing protein. The transcript has a single exon. The record is from RefSeq and is a predicted model, not a curated record. Gene Ontology annotation, biological process: tRNA 5'-leader removal. Bases 1 to 3435 code for a protein of 1144 amino acids. Gene Ontology annotation, cellular component: nucleolar ribonuclease P complex; ribonuclease MRP complex. Lineage: Eukaryota; Fungi; Basidiomycota; Exobasidiomycetes; Microstromatales.